GCGAAGAAUUUUUUGUAACUUGGAUCAGAAAUUCAAAAAAGCAUAAAGAGAUAAUAAUAAUAGCAUAAGUCAUAUACAGUACUAUUAUAAAAAAAAUAUCUCGAAAUCAUGAAAGAUAUAACAAGAGAAAACACAUGGCUAAGUAUAAUGGCCUGUCUCUGUGUUCCUUAUCUCUUUUACUUGCACACUCUCCAGGUCCCUCACUGCCCUUAUUGGACCUCUCUCUCUUCCUCUCUCGUGUUUAAAUUCUUCUCCUCUCUUUCUCCUCUGUUUCCACAUUUUUGUCUACUAAAUUCUAACACCAAUAAUUUCAUUCCCAUACCAUAACCACAUAUCAACCGACCAAAGAAAAAAAAAACAUUCUUGAUUAUGAAGAGAAGCCAUCAAGAAACGUCUGUAGAAGAAUCUCAUUCAAUGGGCAAGAAGCUAGAAGACGAUAACAUGGACAACAUGGACGAGUUUCUGUCUGUUUUAGGGUACAAGGUUCGAUCUUCCGACAUGGCUGACGUGGCACAGAAGCUUGAACAUCUCGAAAUGGUUCUGUCCAACGACGACGUUCUAAUUUCCAACGCAUUAAACGACACCGUUCAUUACAAUCCCUCUGAUCUCUCUAACUGGGCCGAGACAAUGCUCUCCGAGCUCAACCACUACCCGGAUCUAGACCCGAACCCGAUGUUCAACCCGACACCAGACGACGACGAGUGUUGCAGCACCACCAACAGCAGCAGCAGCAAGAGGACCCGACGACUCGGUCCCUGGUGCGACUCAGUGACCACCGAGUCAACUCGUCCGGUGGUAAUACCCGCCGUCGACUCUCAGGAGACCGGAGUCAGACUCGUCCAGGCCUUAGUGGCGUGCGCCGAAGCCGUCCAGCGAGAGAAUCUCAUCCUCGCAGACGCGCUCGUGAAACGCGUGGGAUCACUCGCGGCAACUCAGGCGGGAGCGAUGGGUAAAGUCGCCGCCUUUUUCGCCGAAGCGCUCGCUCGCCGGAUCUACCGAAUCCACCCUCCCUCCGUAAUCGAUCCUUCUUUCGAAGAGAUUCUCCAGAUGCACUUCUACGAGUCGUGCCCUUACCUCAAGUUCGCGCAUUUCACGGCGAACCAGGCGAUUCUAGAAGCAGUCGCGACGGCGCGUGGCGUGCACGUGAUCGAUUUAGGGAUCAAUCAAGGGAUGCAGUGGCCGGCGUUGAUGCAGGCAUUGGCUCUCCGUCCCGGAGGUUCUCCGACGUUCCGUCUCACCGGCGUUGGCGGCGGUGGGGUUGGAGAGUUAGGGUGGAAGUUAGCUCAGCUGGCGAAAGCUAUUGGAGUUGAAUUCGAAUUUAGAGGUUUAACCGUUGAGAGGUUAACCGAUCUCGAACCGGAAAUGUUCGAGAUCCGACCGGAAUCGGAGACUGUAGUGGUUAAUUCUGUUUUCGAGUUACAUCGGGUUUUAGCUCGACCCGGUUCGAUUGAAAAGCUGUUGGAGACUGUUAAAGCGGUUAGACCGAGUAUCGUAACGGUCGUGGAACAAGAAGCGAAUCACAACGGCGUCGUUUUCUUGGAACGGUUUAAUGAGGCGCUUCACUAUUACUCUAGCUUGUUUGAUUCGCUUGAGGAUGGAGUUUUAAUACCGAGUCGAGACCGUGUUAUGUCGGAGGUUUACUUAGGGAGACAGAUCCUGAACGUGGUGGCUGCGGAAGGAGAUGAUCGGGUAGAGAGGCAUGAGACGUUGGAGCAGUGGCGGAAACGGUUGGGAUCCGCCGGGUUUGACCCGGUUAGUCUCGGAUCAGACGCGUUUAAGCAAGCGAGUUUGUUGCUGGCGCUAUCUGGUGGUGGAGAUGGGUAUAGAGUGGAGGAGAAUGACGGGAGUUUAAUGCUUGCGUGGCAGACGAAACCGCUCAUAGCUGCAUCGGCGUGGAGAGUUAGCGACGUUGCGGCGGAGUGGCGGCGGUAGAGGAUGGAUUAAGACAUAUGUCGUCAGAAGAAAACGUGUUUUCUUAAAACAUAUAAUAAUAAUAUAAAAUUGCAAAAUCGUAACCUUUAUGUUCUUGUGUUUACUGUGACUUACCCCGCUAGUUUCGUUUAUGACUUUUUGGCCCAUAAUUUUCUCCCGCGUUUUCCGUACUUUUUUAAUAACUUUGGGCCCAAUUGUCGUUGAGAUUCGAGAACGAGGAAAAUGUGUGUAUGUAACCACGAGCUAGUGUUUUUUUUUGAAUAAAUAAAAUGAAGAAUUGAC
This is a messenger RNA of Eruca vesicaria subsp. sativa (arugula), 2214 nucleotides long. NCBI's taxonomy places the organism in Eukaryota, Viridiplantae, Streptophyta, Magnoliopsida, Brassicales, Brassicaceae. The record is from the annotation of a GenBank genome assembly.